This is a messenger RNA of Nilaparvata lugens (brown planthopper), 3629 nucleotides long. RefSeq lists its product as uncharacterized. The transcript is spliced from 20 exons. The record is from RefSeq and is a predicted model, not a curated record. Gene Ontology annotation, biological process: regulation of post-transcriptional gene silencing. The coding region runs from base 1 to 3549 and encodes 1182 amino acids. NCBI's taxonomy places the organism in Eukaryota, Metazoa, Arthropoda, Insecta, Hemiptera, Delphacidae.
AUGACAUUGUCCCUGGCACCCAGAUCAACAAAAAUGCAGGAUAUUUUUGUCAAUGAAGAUUUAGUUGGAGGAAGGGCUGUUGAAGAAUUUACGAAUAUUCUAAAGAUUGUCGAAAGAAUAAAAGCGACAAUCAAGAAUUCCAGCAAACUUAAUGACACUGCUGAAGAAUUGGCGUUUUAUGAGAAACUGGAAGAUCUUGGAAAGUUGAAAACACUUUGCAGUAGCGACAAUGCCGUCACAAGUCUCACAGCUUGCCAAGGCAUGGUGUCUCUGGUUCACUCCAACUCCAUCAAAUUGCAGUAUGCUUUCUCGUUCUUCCGAAAUCUCUAUUACAUUGGAAGUGUUCCGAAAGGGCAGUCCGCUGCUGUUUUGAAUCUGCUGCUUUUGGACUUGAAAGCGCAAAUUUCAGAGAAAGGAAAAUACGAGAAUCCAAUAAGGACAACAAAUAAACACCCUCUUUGCAGAAUCUUAAGGCAAGACCCCAACUCCUGGAAAGAUAUACUCAACUUGAUGUCUUCAGUCAUCAACCAUUACGAUCCAACUAUCCAUGAAAAUGCCCUAGACCUGCUGAAACCGGUAUUCAAAUUCAUCCUGACAGAACAUUGCAGGUCUUUGUCAGAAACGUGCUUACAUCACACCUGGAAGCUGUUAGUUGGAAAGCUCAUCUUUGAAGAUAAAAAUGCAAUAUUCGACUAUUUGUCUUCCCCAUUUUUUCAGACUAACACAAGAGAUCCGCUGGAAAUAUGCUAUGAUAUCAUUGCAACCAGCAAUGUUUGCAAAGACGACGCUGAUCUGAAUUCGGCUCUGACAUUGAUUUUAUCGGCUCUUAUUUCGGAUGUGCUGAUUGACGGAUAUGAUCCUUGUUUCCUACUCAGCCAAUUGAACGUAUUGCUUGAUUCUUCUCAAGUACCACACUCAGUUCUAUUAAUCAUUCUUGCGCAAUCAAUCAGGAUCUGUCCUGCAAGCUUCCUAUCGUCGCUUCUGGAUUUCUGUGAAUGGCUGAUAAACAAAGGCCAGUGCAGCGCAGAGAGUGUAUGGAUGUGUGCACUGGCGUGCCUUCCUUGGCUCAACAACUGUGUGUCGCAGUCUCUGAAAAGUGUGCACAAGUCUAUUAUGGCCAUCAUGUCAGAGGCUGCAGCAGCCAAUGCAGCUGCAGUACAAAACCAAGUACUCACCUUGAUCAAAAAUCCUUAUCUGCCCAAGAUAAUCAGUUUCAAUAAAAAUAUACCUCUGGCAAUUCAUACAGCUAGAUUUUGUGACGAAUUGAGAGACAAAGAUGAGACAUUUGUCGUUGAAUGGCUAAAUUCAAUACCCGUCGACUUAAUACCCAAUGUUUAUUUGUUGGUGGAAACAAUAAUGAGCUUCAGACAGGAAACGUCUAUUAGAAUGAGUGCCCUAAAAGCCCUUCAGAGAGCUCCAGUCUCAUUUGCAUCUCAGAACCUCAUGUUUUUCACCUACCAUCUUGGCAGAGAAAAAGAGCCGAACAUACAUUUGGAACUAUUGAAAUCUAUUGUUUCAACAGCUGCUGACAAAAAAAAUAUUCCUCAUGUGAUGCUAACAAUCAAAAUAAUGCAGAACAGCGGCCAACCGGUUCUGCAAAUAUUAGCGGUGGAUUUGUGCUUACAGCUGUGGCUCCAAAACGAACUGUGCUACCCGUUUCUGCUCAGUGUUCUGACUGAAAAGAAAGUACAGUUUCCGGAAAAGGAUUUCAACAGGCAAAUGGAUAUUGCUUGCGCAGCUGCUAUCUAUCAAAUCUGCUUGAAACAGCCGCACAAGCAUGGCAAAGAACUUGUUCAGCCAAUACAAAACUUGCUGUUGAAAUGCCAAGGAGCAGAUGGUGCCAUAGCAGCUUCACUUAUCAUGAAAUCGUUGGCAGCCCUGAUUCAAGCCAAAAUUCUCUCUCCUUCGUCGACAUGGCUCAAACUGCAGCCUUUGCUCCAAGACAUGCAUCCCUCUGUUUGUGUCAGUAUGUGUGAGCUGGUUGGGGUUGCCGUUAAAGAAUCGUGUACAGAUGAAGUGAAUAGCAGCAUGUGCUCUUGGCUAUGGACGCUGAUUUUCUCCACUGAAACUAAAUGUGUUGUUGUUGAAGCAGCUCUCAGAGUUUUGAGAGAGUAUAAUGUUGAAACAUUGAAAUUCAGUUACAUGCCAGAUAUUUUAAAACCGAUUUCUCUUCCGAGUAACCAAACCCCGUCUGGAAUCCUUGAUGAUGCAGUUCCAGGCGAUUGUUGGAUCCAACUAUUGGAGAAUGUGAGAGUGGAUGCCAGACAGGCAGCCUGUGAAACGAUUGCUGCUUGGCUGGACGCUGAACUGCACAGAAGCAGAGCUGUCACAGAUGCCUCGUCUCCGUAUCCAGAGAACUACAACAAACUGCCCAACCACAGCGUGUGUAAAAGCCUCUACAACCAGCUGCGCCGCUCCUGGAACAAUCCAACUGAUGACAAAAAUCGCCAUAUGAUCAAACUGAUUCUACAGAUAUUCAAUAUGGAACGUUCAAAACUUCUGCCGCCGGUCAACUGGAAAUUCAUACACAACUGUCUUGAGAUAAAAGAGUUUGAAGAAAGUGUUCUUACGUUAAUGGCGAAGGAAAGCAGGGGCUGUAUGUCUGCUAAAACGUUCAUAAAAAACUAUCUGAAAGGCAAAACUGUGUCUAUUGAAUUUGUGUACGAUCAUCUGCCUGACUUGAUAUUUGUCUUUUGUGAACUUGAACAUUCUGUAAGGGAGAAAAUGUUAAUGGAACCGUUAUUCAAUAAAGAAGAUGUUGAAACCGUCCGUCAUUAUUUGAAUUGUCUAAAAAAAGUAAUUGUGGAUCCAAAUAUCGAAAGAGAGUACAGUCACUUUCUCUUCGAAAUAAUAGAGAAUGCUUUCAGAAAAUUCCCCGAAAAUGAUCCGGUUUUCAACGAUGUAAUAGAGUGCUUCACAGGAAUUUCCGAACUUUAUGUGAAUGACCUGGCUAGAAGAUACCAGGCCGAGUUUCCGUUGAAAGCCUACAAACUCGUAUACAACAUGGUUUUGCAUGGCAAAUUGAAGGAUUUAACACCUCCCGAUUGCUUGCAUUUCUGCGCCGUCAAACUAUAUUGUCAAUAUGGCAGUGCUAUGUCGACUGUUCCGGUUAUUUCUGACUUGAAAGCUGCUUUCACUAAAUACCGGACUCACGAAAAUGCCUGGACAUGGGCUCUCGAAGAACUCAAAAAAAUCGCUCAUAGCAAGCAAAACUGGUAUGACAAUAUGUGUCUGGAUUUCCUCUGCUCACUAUUCAUAUCUCUAGUGCUCCAUUUUUCUGAAAUCUCAGUGAUAUCAGCUCAACUCAUGGAGGGAGCAGAGGAAUUCUACUUUCCGUUAGCACUGAAGCUACUCAAUGACAAGCAAAGCGGCAAAGAUAUGCAAAGUGGUGCAAAGAAAGGAUGUCGCCUUGAAGAGACCAAUGAUUACUAUACAGAGAUUAUGAAACUGUUGAAAGAGCUGAUCGAUAGUGAUCUACUUGAGGACGAAUCAGUGAAGCAAAUAUUCAAAAGUGCAAUUUCAGCUGAUUUUUCUCUUUCCUGUUCCUAGAGCCAGAAUGUAAUAUGUGCUCUGUUAUUGAAACAGUUGACGUUGAGUGAAACAAUGAAUAGAAUAAAUAUUUCAUAGAA